Messenger RNA from Nematostella vectensis (starlet sea anemone), 1139 nucleotides. Its product is annotated as haloacid dehalogenase-like hydrolase domain-containing protein 3. The record is from RefSeq and is a predicted model, not a curated record. Bases 133 to 825 code for a protein of 230 amino acids. Lineage: Eukaryota; Metazoa; Cnidaria; Anthozoa; Actiniaria; Edwardsiidae. The transcript has a single exon.
AUGCAUAUAAUUUUUCUGCAUUGGGUACCCUGUGUUAAUAGCAUAUUCAAAAUGGCGGACGAGUUGGUGUGAUGAAGCGAUGAAAACGUUGCUGCUUUAUUUCCGCUGUAUACUGCGGCCCAUGUCGCUGUGAUGUACCGAUUGAUAACUCUUGAUGCCACAAACACAUUAUUUAGAGUUCGAGGAUCCGUUGGCUAUCAGUACGCGAAAUCUGCCAUGGACCAACUCGGCUAUCAACUGAGCGCUGCAAACAUUGAUAAGGAAUUCCGGAAAGCUUACAAAAUGUACUGGACCAAAUACCCAAAUUUUGGCGCAGCUCAUAGAAUCACAAGCAAACAGUGGUGGGAAAAGGUUGUAAGAAAAACAUUCGACGGGAAUAUUCACUCUGAAGAAAUUGAAGCGUUUUCGGUGCAUCUGUACAACCACUUCGCCACUGGAGAUCCAUGGGAAGUAUUCCCGGAAGUUAUGCACGUUUUAACACAACUAAAGGGUGAAGAAGUCACUCUAGGAGUGAUUUCAAACUUUGAUGAGAGACUCGAGCAGAUACUAGAUAGUCUGAAGUUGAGGGAGUUCUUUUCUUUUAUUUUAACUUCAAGAAAAGUUGAUGUUUGUAAACCAUCACCAGAGAUAUUUAGACUUGCUUUAAAAAUGUCAGGAGUUCAUUCAAAGGAAGCUUUGCAUGUCGGGGAUAAUUUAGAGCUAGAUGUUUUAGGGGCUUCUUCUGCCGGCUUUUCCAGUUUGCUGCUAAAUAGACAGGACAGCAGUCACAAGCAUGUCCUAGAGAAUUUUAAGGUGAUCCCAAAUUUGAAGGCUUUGAUAAAGUAAUAGAGAGGUGAAAGGGAGUUUUGCUUUAAAAAAAUGAAUGACCGUUUAUGAUAGGGUACAAAAGGAUUUAGCUUUCAAGCUUUCAAGAUUGUUAACAGGUUUUAGUAUGAGGCACAGUGGCAACGUCACAUACAAUGCUUUUUUUUGCUAUAUUCUACUAAUUCCUUAAAUCUCCAAAACUAACUUAUUGUGUAGGUAUUUUUUUAUUCAUAGAUCAGCCAAUUGGAAAAUGCUUUUUCCAAUCAGGGGAAAAAGAUAAACCGAUUAAAUAAUAUAUAUUAAGGAACAUCAGUAAAAGGCAUAUAUCAAGUAUA